Molecule: messenger RNA, 1581 nt
Organism: Talaromyces amestolkiae
Lineage: Eukaryota; Fungi; Ascomycota; Eurotiomycetes; Eurotiales; Trichocomaceae
Exons: 4
Coding region: 1-1581 (526 amino acids)
Cellular component (GO): cytoplasm
Molecular function (GO): cystathionine beta-synthase activity; cysteine synthase activity
Source: RefSeq, a predicted model, not a curated record
AUGGCUUCGCAAUCGGUCGUCCCUCCUGGGGUGCUGAACAGCAUCACAGAACACAUCGGAAACACGCCACUUGUCCGAUUGAAUCGCCUACCACAGAGCUUCGGCAUUGAAGCCACUGUUUAUGCAAAACUCGAAUACUUCAAUGCCGGCGGCAGUGUCAAAGAUCGUAUUGCUCUCCGCAUGAUCGAGGAGGCCGAGAAGUCGGGCAGGAUAAAACCCGGAGAUACAUUGAUUGAACCUACAAGUGGCAACACUGGUAUUGGUCUGGCGCUUGUGGCAGCAGUCAAAGGAUACAAAACCAUCAUCACCCUCCCCGAGAAAAUGUCCGCCGAGAAAGUCUCCGUACUCAAAGCUCUCAAUGCCAACAUCAUCCGUACUCCCACACAAGCCGCAUACGACUCUCCCGAAUCCCACAUCGGAGUUGCGAAGCGCCUCGAGAAAGAACUCCCCAACGCGCAUAUUCUCGACCAAUACAGCAACGUGAAUAAUCCACUAGCGCAUGAACUCGGUACCGCGCAAGAAAUCUGGGCUCAAACAGAGGGCAAGAUCACGGCGGUUGUCGGCGGUGCCGGUACUGGAGGUACCAUCACCGGUAUAUCAAAGGGCUUGAAGAAACAGAAUUCCGCAGUCAAGGUCAUUGCUGCGGAUCCACAAGGCUCGAUUCUCGCGCUUCCUGCAUCGCUGAAUGUUGAGCAUGAGAAUGAGCCGUACAAAGUCGAGGGUAUUGGUUAUGACUUUAUUCCUCAAGUCCUCGAUCAGUCUGCGGUUGACAAAUGGUAUAAGACGGAUGAUAAAGAGUCUUUCCAGUACGCUCGACGAUUGAUCGCCGAGGAGGGUCUUUUGGUCGGAGGAAGCAGUGGAAGCGCCAUCGCUGCGCUUGUCAAAGCACACCAGGAUAAUCAAAUCUCCAAGGAUGAUGUCGUAGUGGUUAUCUGCCCGGACAGUAUUCGUAGCUAUCUCACCAAGUUUGCCGAUGACGACUGGCUAGCUGCCAAUGAUCUACUUCCUACUGUGCCAUCCGAACUCUCAACUACCACAUCCGAAACACCUAUAACUCGCGAACAAAAGGACGUCUUCGCCAACGGCAAGGUCAGCUCUUUGAGACUCAAACCCGUGACUACAGUCCGAGCGAAUGACACCUGCCAAGCUGCAAUCGAACUCAUGCGCGAGAAAGGUUUCGACCAACUCCCUGUUCUCACCGCUGAUGGCAAGAAACUCGCGGGCCUCGUCACAUUGGGUAAUGUCUUGAGCUGGAUUUCCCGCGGCCGCGCUGCAGGCAAGAGCCCCGUUUCAGAGGUCAUGUUUGACUUCUCAAAAAUACCGGAAGUCGUCACCGAUUCUAGAUCGUUGCAGGCUGCCUCCAACAAGACAGACGGUCAGGCUGCCCAAACUAAGAAUCGCAAUAAAUUCUUUGAGAUUACCUGGGAUACAUCUCUCAGCGUACUCAACCGAUUUUUUGAAUGGAAUAGUGCGGCGAUUGUGACUGAGCGUGACGAGCAGGGAACGAUCAAGCCUGUUGCAGUCGCGACCAAGGUUGAUUUGCUUACCUGGUUGUUGCAUCAGAGCAAUACCAAAGCCUAG